CCCCUUUCUCCCCUCUCCUCCAUGGGCCCCCUCCCCCGCGCCCGGCGCCUUUGAAUUUGGCCGGGCGAGCGCAGGGGCGGACGCGGCGGCGGUGGUCUGGGAGCGAGCGGGCGGCGCGGGCGAGCGGAGCGCGAAAGGCCAGUGAGACUUGAACUCUGAGUGGGCCGUUGGAACAAGCGGGACCGAUGUGCCCAGAGAAGGAAUGAAGUAUGGAUGUAAAGGAACGUCGGCCUUACUGCUCCUUGACCAAGAGCAGACGAGAAAAGGAACGGCGGUAUACGAACUCGUCCGCAGACAAUGAGGAGUGUCGGGUCCCCACGCAGAAGUCUUACAGCUCCAGCGAAACCUUGAAAGCUUUUGACCAUGAUUCCUCGCGGCUGCUUUACGGAAACAGAGUAAAGGAUCUGGUCCACAGAGAAGCAGACGAGUAUACUAGACAAGGACAGAAUUUUACCCUAAGGCAGUUAGGCGUGUGUGAGUCCGCAACCCGAAGAGGAGUGGCAUUCUGUGCAGAAAUGGGGCUCCCUCACAGAGGUUACUCCAUCAGUGCAGGGUCAGAUGCUGACACGGAAAACGAAGCAGUGAUGUCCCCAGAGCAUGCCAUGAGACUUUGGGGCAGGGGGGUCAAAUCGGGCCGCAGUUCCUGCCUGUCAAGCCGGUCCAACUCAGCCCUCACCCUGACAGACACAGAACAUGAGAACAAGUCGGACAGUGAGAGCGAGCAACCUGCAAACAACCAAGGGCAACCUACCCUGCAGCCUUUGCCGCCUUCCCAUAAGCAGCACUCGGCCCAACAUCACCCAUCUAUCACUUCUCUCAAUAGAAACUCCCUGACCAAUAGGAGGAACCAGAGUCCGGCCCCGCCGGCUGCUUUGCCCGCCGAGCUGCAAACCACACCCGAGUCCGUCCAGCUGCAGGACAGCUGGGUCCUUGGCAGUAAUGUUCCACUGGAAAGCAGGCAUUUCCUAUUCAAAACAGGGACAGGGACAACGCCACUGUUCAGUACGGCAACCCCGGGUUACACGAUGGCAUCUGGCUCUGUUUAUUCACCGCCUACCCGGCCACUUCCUAGAAACACCCUAUCGAGAAGUGCUUUUAAAUUCAAGAAGUCUUCAAAGUACUGCAGCUGGAGAUGCACCGCGCUGUGCGCUGUAGGGGUCUCGGUGCUGCUGGCCAUCCUCCUGUCCUACUUCAUAGCAAUGCAUCUCUUUGGCCUCAACUGGCACUUGCAGCAGACUGAAAAUGACACAUUUGAGAACGGGAAAGUGAACGCUGACCUCAUGCCAACCAACACCGUAUCGUUACCUUCUGGCGACAACGGAAAAUUAGGUGGAUUUACCCAUGAAAAUAACACCAUAGAUUCCGGAGAACUUGAUAUUGGCCGGAGAGCAAUUCAAGAGGUUCCCCCCGGGGUCUUCUGGAGAUCGCAACUCUUUAUUGACCAGCCACAGUUUCUUAAGUUCAACAUCUCUCUUCAGAAGGAUGCGUUGAUUGGAGUAUAUGGCCGCAAAGGCUUACCACCUUCCCAUACGCAGUACGACUUUGUGGAGCUCCUGGACGGCAGCCGGUUAAUAGCAAGAGAGCAGCGGAAUCUGGUGGAUUCCGAAAGAGCCGAGAGAGCCGGGCGGCAGGCGAGAUCCGUCAGCCUGCACGAGGCUGGCUUCAUCCAGUACUUGGAUUCUGGAAUCUGGCAUCUGGCUUUUUAUAACGAUGGAAAAAAUCCAGAGCCAGUGUCUUUUAACACCAUCGUUAUAGAGUCCGUGGUGGAAUGCCCCCGAAAUUGCCAUGGAAAUGGAGAGUGUGUUUCUGGAACUUGCCAUUGUUUCCCAGGGUUUCUGGGCCCGGAUUGUUCAAGAGCAGCCUGUCCCGUGCUCUGUAGUGGCAAUGGGCAGUACUCCAAGGGCCGCUGCCUGUGCUUCAGUGGCUGGAAGGGCACGGAGUGUGAUGUCCCGACGACCCAAUGCAUUGACCCGCAGUGUGGGGGUCGUGGGAUUUGCAUCAUGGGCUCUUGCGCUUGCAACUCGGGAUACAAAGGAGAAAACUGUGAAGAAGCGGACUGUCUGGACCCUGGAUGCUCUAACCAUGGGGUGUGUAUCCAUGGGGAGUGUCACUGCAAUCCAGGAUGGGGCGGCAGCAACUGUGAGAUUCUGAAGACCAUGUGUCCAGACCAGUGCUCAGGCCAUGGCACAUACCUUCAAGAGAGUGGCUCCUGCACUUGUGACCCAAACUGGACUGGCCCCGACUGCUCAAAUGAAAUCUGUUCCGUGGACUGCGGCACACACGGUGUUUGCAUGGGAGGCACCUGUCGGUGUGAGGAAGGCUGGACCGGCCCUGCGUGCAAUCAGAGAGCCUGCCACCCGCGUUGUGCCGAGCACGGGACCUGCAAGGACGGCAAGUGUGAAUGCAGCCAAGGAUGGAACGGGGAGCACUGCACGAUUGAGGGCUGCCCCGGCUUGUGCAACAGCAACGGGAGAUGUACGCUGGACCAAAACGGCUGGCACUGUGUUUGCCAGCCGGGCUGGAGAGGAGCAGGCUGUGACGUCGCCAUGGAGACCCUGUGCACAGACAGCAAGGACAACGAAGGAGACGGACUCGUUGACUGCAUGGAUCCUGACUGCUGCCUACAGAGUUCCUGCCAAAAUCAGCCCUACUGCCGUGGUUUGCCUGAUCCUCAGGAUAUCAUUAGCCAGAGUCUACAGACACCAUCUCAGCAAGCUGCCAAGUCCUUCUACGAUCGAAUCAGUUUCCUGAUUGGAUCGGAUAGCACCCACGUGCUCCCCGGAGAAAGUCCUUUCAACAAGAGCCUUGCAUCUGUCAUCAGAGGCCAGGUCCUCACUGCUGACGGAACCCCGCUUAUUGGCGUCAACGUCUCGUUUUUACAUUACUCGGAAUACGGAUACACUAUCACCCGCCAGGACGGAAUGUUUGACUUGGUGGCAAAUGGCGGCGCUUCUCUGACUCUGGUCUUUGAACGCUCUCCGUUCCUCACCCAGUACCACACUGUGUGGAUUCCGUGGAAUGUCUUUUAUGUGAUGGAUACGCUCGUCAUGAAGAAAGAAGAGAACGACAUUCCCAGCUGUGACCUCAGUGGCUUUGUGAGGCCGAGUCCCAUCAUCGUGUCCUCACCUCUGUCCACUUUCUUCAGAUCUUCUCCUGAAGACAGCCCCAUCAUCCCCGAGACACAGGUCCUACAUGAAGAAACCACAAUUCCAGGCACGGAUUUGAAGCUUUCCUACCUGAGUUCCAGAGCCGCGGGGUACAAGUCAGUUCUUAAGAUCACCAUGACCCAGGCCGUCAUACCAUUUAACCUCAUGAAGGUCCAUCUGAUGGUCGCUGUGGUUGGGAGACUGUUCCAGAAGUGGUUCCCUGCCUCGCCAAACUUGGCCUAUACUUUUAUCUGGGAUAAGACUGACGCGUAUAAUCAGAAAGUCUACGGCCUGUCGGAAGCAGUUGUGUCUGUUGGGUACGAAUAUGAGUCAUGUUUGGACCUGACUCUAUGGGAAAAGAGGACUGCCGUUUUGCAAGGCUACGAGCUGGACGCUUCCAACAUGGGUGGCUGGACGCUAGAUAAGCAUCAUGUGCUGGACGUUCAGAACGGUAUACUGUACAAAGGAAACGGGGAAAAUCAGUUCAUCUCCCAGCAGCCUCCAGUGGUCAGUAGCAUCAUGGGCAAUGGUCGGAGGCGCAGCAUCUCAUGCCCAAGUUGCAAUGGCCAAGCUGACGGGAACAAACUGCUGGCACCAGUGGCGCUAGCCUGCGGGAUCGACGGCAGUCUUUAUGUAGGGGAUUUCAACUACGUCCGACGGAUAUUCCCUUCUGGGAACGUCACAAGCGUUUUAGAGCUAAGUAGCAACCCGGCUCACAGAUACUACCUGGCUACGGAUCCGGUCACAGGAGAUUUGUACGUUUCCGAUACCAACACACGCAGAAUCUACCGUCCAAAGUCACUCACGGGCGCCAAAGACUUGACUAAAAACGCGGAAGUGGUUGCAGGGACCGGGGAACAGUGCCUUCCUUUCGACGAGGCCCGGUGUGGGGACGGAGGGAAGGCUGUGGAAGCAACGCUCAUGAGUCCCAAAGGACUGGCGAUCGAUAAGAAUGGGCUGAUCUACUUUGUUGAUGGAACUAUGAUCAGAAAGGUUGAUCAAAACGGAAUCAUAUCAACACUCCUGGGGUCCAAUGACUUGACGUCAGCCCGACCUUUAACCUGUGACACAAGCAUGCAUAUCAGCCAGGUGCGUCUGGAAUGGCCCACUGACCUUGCCAUCAACCCUAUGGAUAACUCCAUUUACGUCCUGGAUAAUAAUGUAGUUUUACAGAUCACCGAAAACCGUCAAGUCCGCAUCGCUGCCGGACGGCCCAUGCACUGCCAGGUCCCUGGCGUGGAGUAUCCCGUGGGGAAGCAUGCAGUCCAGACCACCCUGGAGUCAGCUACGGCCAUUGCUGUGUCCUACAGCGGGGUCCUCUACAUCACCGAAACCGAUGAGAAAAAAAUUAACCGCAUCAGGCAGGUCACAACAGAUGGGGAAAUCUCCUUGGUGGCAGGAAUACCUUCCGAGUGUGACUGCAAAAAUGACGCCAACUGUGACUGUUAUCAGAGUGGGGAUGGCUAUGCCAAAGAUGCCAAACUCAAUGCCCCAUCCUCCCUAGCCGCCUCUCCAGAUGGUACGCUGUACAUUGCCGAUCUGGGAAACAUUCGAAUCCGGGCAGUGUCAAAGAACAAACCUUUACUGAACUCCAUGAACUUUUAUGAGGUUGCCUCUCCAACUGAUCAAGAACUGUAUAUCUUCGACAUCAAUGGCACCCACCAGUACACCGUGAGCUUAGUCACGGGUGACUACCUGUAUAAUUUCAGCUACAGCAAUGACAACGACAUCACGGCUGUCACAGACAGCAAUGGCAAUACCCUCCGAAUACGCAGGGACCCAAAUCGGAUGCCUGUCCGGGUGGUGUCUCCGGAUAACCAAGUGAUAUGGCUGACCAUAGGCACCAAUGGAUGUCUGAAAAGCAUGACCGCUCAAGGACUAGAGCUAGUUUUGUUCACUUACCAUGGCAACAGUGGACUUUUAGCCACCAAAAGUGACGAAACUGGAUGGACAACAUUUUUUGACUAUGACAGCGAAGGCCGGCUAACGAAUGUCACGUUUCCAACCGGAGUGGUUACAAGCUUACACGGGGAUAUGGACAAGGCUAUCACUGUGGACCUCGAGUCAUCCAGCCGAGACGAGGACGUCAGCAUCACUUCCAAUUUGUCCUCCAUUGAUUCUUUCUACACCAUGGUUCAAGACCAAUUAAGAAACAGUUAUCAGAUUGGUUACGAUGGCUCCCUUAGAAUCAUCUACGCCAGCGGUCUAGAUUCUCACUACCAGACAGAGCCCCACGUCCUGGCUGGCACCGCGAAUCCCACCGUGGCCAAAAGAAACAUGACCCUUCCCGGGGAGAACGGGCAGAAUCUGGUAGAGUGGAGAUUCCGAAAAGAACAAGCCCAGGGCAAAGUCAACGUGUUCGGCCGGAAACUCAGGGUCAACGGACGAAACCUCCUCUCCGUUGACUUCGAUCGGACCACCAAGACAGAAAAGAUCUAUGACGACCACCGGAAAUUUCUUCUGAGGAUCGCUUAUGAUACCUCUGGGCACCCAACGCUCUGGCUGCCUAGUAGCAAGCUGAUGGCCGUCAAUGUCACCUACUCCUCCACGGGUCAGAUCGCCAGCAUCCAGCGUGGAACUACGAGUGAAAAAGUGGAUUAUGAUGGACAGGGGAGGAUUGUAUCCCGGGUCUUUGCUGAUGGUAAAACGUGGAGUUACACAUACUUAGAAAAGUCCAUGGUUCUUCUGCUCCAUAGCCAGCGGCAGUACAUCUUUGAAUACGAUAUGUGGGACCGCCUCUCCGCCAUCACCAUGCCCAGUGUGGCUCGCCACACCAUGCAGACCAUCCGGUCCAUCGGCUACUACCGCAAUAUAUACAACCCCCCAGAAAGCAAUGCCUCUGUCAUCACGGACUACAAUGAGGAAGGGCUGCUCUUGCAAACAGCUUUCCUGGGAACAAGCCGGAGGGUCUUAUUCAAGUAUAGAAGGCUGACCAGGCUAUCGGAAAUUUUGUACGAUAGCACCAGAGUCAGUUUUACCUAUGAUGAAACGGCAGGAGUCCUGAAAACAGUAAACCUUCAGAGUGAUGGUUUUAUUUGCACCAUUAGAUACAGGCAAAUUGGCCCCCUGAUUGACAGACAGAUUUUCCGCUUUAGUGAAGACGGAAUGGUAAAUGCAAGAUUUGACUAUAGCUAUGACAACAGCUUUCGAGUGACCAGCAUGCAGGGUGUCAUCAACGAAACUCCACUGCCCAUUGAUCUGUACCAGUUUGAUGACAUUUCUGGCAAAGUUGAGCAGUUUGGAAAAUUCGGAGUUAUAUACUAUGACAUCAACCAGAUCAUUUCCACGGCCGUAAUGACUUAUACGAAGCACUUUGAUGCCCAUGGCCGCAUCAAGGAGAUUCAAUACGAGAUAUUCAGGUCACUCAUGUACUGGAUUACAAUUCAAUACGAUAAUAUGGGCCGGGUAACCAAGAGAGAGAUCAAAAUAGGACCCUUCGCCAACACUACCAAAUACGCUUACGAGUACGAUGUUGACGGACAGCUCCAAACGGUUUACUUGAACGAGAAGAUCAUGUGGCGUUAUAACUAUGACCUGAAUGGGAACCUCCACCUGCUGAACCCCAGCAGCAGCGCACGCCUCACGCCCCUGCGUUACGACCUGCGGGACCGAAUCACCCGCCUGGGGGAUGUGCAGUACCGGCUGGAUGAAGACGGUUUCUUGCGUCAGAGAGGCACGGAGAUAUUUGAGUACAGCUCCAAGGGGCUUCUGACUCGAGUUUACAGCAAAGGCAGUGGCUGGACAGUGAUCUAUCGGUACGACGGCCUGGGACGGCGUGUUUCUAGCAAAACCAGCCUGGGACAACACCUUCAGUUUUUCUAUGCCGACCUGACGUACCCGACGAGAAUCACUCACGUCUACAACCACUCCAGCUCAGAAAUCACCUCCCUCUACUACGAUCUCCAAGGACAUCUUUUCGCCAUGGAGAUCAGCAGUGGUGACGAGUUCUACAUCGCCUCGGAUAACACGGGGACCCCGCUGGCUGUGUUCAGCAGCAACGGGCUGAUGCUGAAGCAGAUUCAGUACACUGCCUAUGGCGAAAUCUACUUUGACUCCAAUAUUGACUUCCAGCUGGUAAUUGGAUUCCAUGGGGGCUUGUAUGACCCGCUCACCAAAUUAAUCCACUUUGGAGAAAGAGAUUAUGACAUUUUGGCAGGACGAUGGACAACGCCAGACAUUGAAAUCUGGAAAAGAAUCGGAAAGGACCCGGCUCCUUUUAACCUCUAUAUGUUUCGGAAUAACAACCCUGCAAGCAAAAUCCAUGAUGUGAAAGACUACAUCACAGAUGUUAACAGCUGGCUGGUGACUUUCGGCUUCCAUCUGCACAACGCCAUUCCCGGAUUCCCCGUUCCCAAGUUUGAUUUAACAGAACCCUCCUACGAGCUUGUGAAGAGUCAACAAUGGGACGACGUGCCGCCCAUUUUUGGAGUUCAGCAACAAGUGGCAAGGCAAGCCAAGGCUUUCCUGUCCCUGGGGAAGAUGGCCGAAGUGCAGGUGAGCAGACGCAAGGCAGGCGGUGAACAGUCGUGGCUGUGGUUCGCCACGGUCAAGUCGCUCAUCGGCAAGGGCGUCAUGCUGGCAGUGAGCCAAGGGCGCGUGCAGACCAACGUGCUCAACAUCGCCAACGAGGACUGCAUCAAGGUGGCGGCGGUGCUCAACAACGCCUUCUACCUGGAGAACCUGCACUUCACCAUCGAGGGCAAGGACACGCACUACUUCAUCAAGACCACCACGCCCGAGAGCGACCUGGGCACGCUGCGGCUGACGAGUGGCCGCAAGGCGCUGGAGAACGGCAUCAACGUGACCGUGUCGCAGUCCACCACGGUGGUGAACGGCAGGACUCGCAGGUUCGCCGACGUGGAGAUGCAGUUCGGCGCGCUGGCGCUGCACGUACGCUACGGCAUGACGCUGGACGAGGAGAAGGCGCGCAUCCUGGAGCAGGCUCGCCAGCGCGCUCUCGCCCGGGCCUGGGCGCGCGAGCAGCAGCGCGUGCGCGACGGCGAGGAGGGCGCGCGCCUCUGGACAGAGGGCGAGAAGCGGCAGCUGCUGAGCGCGGGCAAGGUGCAGGGCUACGACGGGUACUACGUACUGUCGGUGGAGCAGUACCCCGAGCUGGCCGACAGCGCCAACAACAUUCAGUUCCUGCGACAAAGCGAGAUCGGCAAGAGGUAACCCCCGGGCCACCCCUGCGCAGAGUCUCCUGUAGCACAAUCCGAACCGGACUCUCCAAAAGAGCCUUCCAGAACGACACUGCUCUGCAGACCCACAUCGCAGACACACACGCGACACAAACCAGAAACAAAGACAACUUUUCUGAAUGACCUUAAAGGUGAUCGGCUUUAAAGAAUAUGUUUACAUACGCAUAUCGCUGCACUCAUUUGGACUGGAAAUAUGAGAAGGGAAAAAAAAAGCAUUAACGAGACAACGUUUUGCUGUGACCCUCUGUACUUUCGAGGCACUGUAUUUAACAAAGGUUUUAAAAAAGGAAAAAAAAAUGCGUCCAAUGUUUCCAGAUAUUACCGAAUUGUCGACCUUUGCUUACAGGAAGUAAUCUCUACUUAGGAUGUGUUAUACAUAGAUCUGUCAUUUUAAAGUGUGGGGCAAAAGUUACUGUUUAUAGAACCCAACUACUUUCCCGUGCUACUUUGUAAAAGGACAUUGGCACAAGGGACGUCUGCUUCGGCGGGGAUUUAAUAAUGGAUUUUACUAACAUGGCUUGCCCUGGGAGGGAAAAACUGACAAAAUAGAAUCCUUGUCACUGAUAAGCAAAGGAAACCCUGAUUUUUUUGUAAAUUAUGUGAGACAAGUUGUUUAUGGAUUUUUAUAUGAAUUACAAUUUACUGUACAUCAAAUAUUAGUCUCAGAGGAGUUAAUUUAUGUAAAGUGUUUAAAAAGUUUAUACUUAAAAAUAAAAUGAUAAAAACAUG
Alexandromys fortis (reed vole) is the source of this 9073-nucleotide messenger RNA. It is a transcript of the gene Tenm3, whose product is annotated as teneurin transmembrane protein 3. The record is from RefSeq and is a predicted model, not a curated record. Gene Ontology annotation, molecular function: protein homodimerization activity; cell adhesion molecule binding; protein heterodimerization activity. Gene Ontology annotation, cellular component: membrane; neuron projection. The coding region runs from base 210 to 8318 and encodes 2702 amino acids. Gene Ontology annotation, biological process: signal transduction; heterophilic cell-cell adhesion; neuron development. The transcript has 28 exons. Lineage: Eukaryota; Metazoa; Chordata; Mammalia; Rodentia; Cricetidae.